Heterotrigona itama is the source of this 3222-nucleotide messenger RNA. The record is from the annotation of a GenBank genome assembly. Lineage: Eukaryota; Metazoa; Arthropoda; Insecta; Hymenoptera; Apidae.
GUAAUCUCGAGCAAACACGACGGCCAACAAUCUUUUCCCGUAAAUAUAUACGUUAUUGUCAUCGAGGUAAGGUCGAUUAACUAAAACUGUGCAACGGCUUCCCAAAACGUAAUGCACGCUGCGGCAUUAGAGACUCUACCAAGGUUGGUGAAGUCGGUGGCCUCCGUGAGACAGUAGCGAUGCUGUCUCGAAAGUGAGUUCAUGGCUGUUUAUAGAACGCGGAAGAAAGUAAACGAACCCGUGUAAUCUGUUUAAAACGACGAUUUUCAUAAAAUAUGAAUGUCAUUGUGUUUUCUGCAACGGAAACAAUUAGGUUACGUUGACAAGAGGAGCGCAGUUCUUUAGAAGUACUGAACUACACGAGCAAUUUGCACGUUUAUUGACAGAAGAAUCAAGAUGAAAUAUGAUUGCUUGAACAUUCAUAUGAUGACGUUAAAUAAUCACUAUGUAGCUCUAACGAAUUAUCUCGUACAAAUUGGGUGUUACAUAUUUGUACAUACAAGCAGUGUAUAAAGCAAUCUGCUUACAUUCGCAAAAUGCCACACAUAACACGAAAAUGGGAACUUUUCCCAGGCAGAAAUCGAUUUUGUUGUGAUGGUAGAGUAAUGAUGGCACCACAAACUGGAGUAUUUUACGUGACUGUGUGCCUCAUAGCUGGAACAAGUGGAUUAUUCUUUGCUUUCGAUUGUCCAUUUUUAGCAGUUCAUAUAACACCAGCUAUACCAGUUAUUGGUGCUCUGCUAUUUAUUUUUGUAAUGUCUGCUUUGUUCAGAACAAGCUUCAGCGAUCCUGGAGUUAUUCCAAGAGCAACGCUUGAUGAAGCUGCUUAUAUUGAAAAACAAAUUGAGGUACCAAACAAUGGUAAUUCUAAAAUGUAUAGACCCCCACCUCGAACAAAAGAGGUAUUAGUCAAAGGACAGCCAGUGAAGUUAAAAUACUGUUUUACUUGUAAAAUAUUUAGACCGCCAAGAGCUUCACAUUGUAGCUUAUGUGAUAAUUGUGUAGAGAGAUUUGAUCAUCAUUGCCCAUGGGUGGGUAAUUGUGUUGGCAGAAGAAAUUACAGAUAUUUUUAUGCCUUUAUUGUGUCCUUGGCAUUUCUUUGCGUUUUUAUAUUUGCAUGCGCUGUUACACACUUAAUAAUGCUUACAAGAGAUGAAAAGCCAUUUUUAGAAGCAGUAAGGAUAUCUCCUGGAAGUGUUGUUGUAGCAGUUAUAUGCUUUUUUUCUGUUUGGAGUAUUCUUGGUCUUGCUGGUUUUCAUACAUAUUUAACUACUAGCAAUCAGACAACUAACGAGGAUAUUAAGGGAUCAUUUUCCAUUAAAACAGGACAAGAAAGUUUUAAUCUGUAUAGCCAAGGAAAUAUAUGUGGAAACUGUUUCUAUGUAUUAUGUGGACCAGCACCACCUAGUUUAAUCGAUCGAAGAGGUAUAGUAACACCUGAAUAUCGUGCAGAACAAGAAAGAGUUGGCGGUGACAGUGUAAUUACUAAUAAUAAAACGUAUGGUACAGUGAAAAUCGUACAACCACAGUCUAAUGGUACAACCGUUCAAGCAAAUCCCAGCCCCGAUCUCACAGGUUCCAUGAAUAAUCUCGUUUCUGGGCAACAUUCACCACAAAUUGAAUCGAUAAACGGUGAGUUAAGCCUUCUAAGGCAUACUGCGCAUUAUCCCGAGGAUCUUCCAAAAUAUCCGCGUCACUAUAUUAAUGAUAUCUAUGCUCAGGCAUAUGCGCGGCAACAUUGUUUUCAGGAACCUAUGAAACAUGUAAAGUAUGAUACAGAAAUAGCAAAUCCAGAUUUUCAAAAAUAUCCGUGUAGGUGUGAAGAAAAUUUACAUAAAUAUUCUCAUAGGUGUAGAGAAGAGUAUCAUAGAUGCUCAGAUAAUAAUUUAAUAUACGACCAGUGUGUCGGCGAUCAAAAAUAUGGUAGUACCACAAACAGCGUGAGUCAACUUGUUACCAAUGAAGUACCAUUAGCAUCACUUAAUAUAGCUCCAAUUGAUAUCGAUGAAAUUGCUCCGUUGCCUUCCCGUCAAAGUGUUGUGGUUUCAUCCACGUUAGAUACGUCCUCUAUACCUUCGGUAACUGUAACAACACCUUUGUCUGCAUCUAGACUUAGAUUGUUACAAGAUACUACCAUGAUAGAGUCUGCUUUAGACUUAGAUUCGUUGGAAGAUGCAAGUGUUGGUAGAGGCAGUCAAGCAGGACUUAUAAAAAUGGGAGCAGUCUAAAUCUAUCUUUAUCUAGCUAAAUCUACUUAGAUUAUAGAUUAAGUUUUUAUCUAGUUAGAUUAUAGCUUUUAAAGUCCUCUACGCUUACCAAAGAAUAGUGCAGUUCGAAUUCCAUUUCUUUCUCACUGUAUUCUUUAUAUACUUUUAUAAAAAUUUAAUAAUACUGUAUACUUAUGACAUAUAGAUACACAAAGCUUAUGCAUGGGUAAAAGAGUGAAAUUAUUAUUAGGUUCAGUUACAAUUUGGUUAAAUUUUAAUUAAUUUAAUAAAAGUUGAGUGUGGUAAUGUAACAUAUUUUUAUUUUUGAUCUGCACUAUUCAUUCAUUAUAUUUAGCAUUGUUAAUUCCAUUCCAGCCAUUCACAUCUUUCUUUUUUCAUUAUAUAAAGUUAAUAAAUGAAAAUAUUCUCUAUUACAUAAUAGUUAUGUAUAAAAGAACAGAUUAUAAAAAUGUGGUGAUUUAACAUAUUAUGAUAUUCUUACUAUUAUAUAUAAACAGAUGAUAUGUGGGUUAAGGAAAAUGUAUUACUUAAUCAUCUUUUAACAUAAAUUUAUAUACAUAUUUUUAUGUUAAUAUAAACUCUAAUUUCUUAUUUUUAUCAUGCAAUGUAUUAGAAUAAUAGAUUUCACUUCUAACUGGAAUAAUAUCUAUAUUUUAAAGACUUUAUCAAAUAAAGAUUUUUCAUUAAAUAUUGAAUUGAAAAUACGAAGAAAAAGUGUGGUAGUUAAUGUAUAUGCAAAUUAUAAUAGAACUAUUAAAAAAGAAAAUUUAGAAACUAUAAUUCUUUAUUUUAUUACUAAUUGCUACUAGUAUAAAAUAUUUAAUUUUACUUUUCUACAUUGGUGAACAAGUAUUGUCUUGUGUAGUCAAUUUGCUAUGUACAGUGUAAAGAGACUUUUGUAAAUACAAGAAUUUUCAUAAACGUUAGUAUAGUUUUGCAGGCAUUUGAACAAUUUGUUAUAAGGCAAUGUGAAUUGAAUCAAGCAUUUUCAAAA